UUCGGAACUUAAUUUUUUCUCUCUUUUUAAUAUUCUUUCACCUUCUUCCACAUAUCCCCAAAUUUCACAACUGUUUCUCUCUGGUUUAUAUCACAGCUAGUAGUUUGUUUACAAUUUCGAUUCGAAUUCAACACAGUAAGACAAAAUUCGCCGAAUUGUAGAGAGAGAAAGUCAAAAUGCUGCAGAACGAGUUUCAGAUUGGCGGCGAUGGUAUUCCGGUGAGCGAGGUUUACUGGUCUCUGGUGGCCAAGGCCGACAAGAAGUUCUCUAAGAUCCGCGAUUUGCCCUACUAUCAAAGAACCAGAUACGAUACAUACUUCUAUAAAGUAUUUAAAGUCUACACUCAGCUAUGGAAAUUCCAACAAGAAAAUCGACAGAAGCUGGUUGAAUCUGGGCUAAAGAGAUGGGAGAUAGGUGAAAUUGCCUCUCGAAUAGGACAGCUUUACUUCGGACAGUACAUGAGAACUAGUGAGGCAAAUUUCUUGUCGGAAUCUUACAUAUUCUACGAGGCAAUCUUGACGAGGGAGUAUUUCAAGGACGGGUUACAUCAGGAUGUGAAUCUUGCCAGCAAACAGUUGAGGUUUCUUGCUCGGUUUCUGACAGUUUGUUUGGUGUUGAACCGCCGAGAAAUGGUCUACCAGUUGGUUAAUCAGCUUAAAAUGUUGCUUGACGAAUGCAAAAGGACUUUUCAGGAAACCGACUUUAAAGAAUGGAAGCUCGUAAUUCAAGAAAUAGUGAUCCUAAAAGCCGACACAUCAUUUAUGAAUAUAAGGCCUUUAAGGUACAGCGUUGUAUUGGAACUUCAUCCAGAUAAUCUCCCACAAGUUCCCGAUGCCAAACGAAAGCUAAGACUAAGAGAUGCUUUACUGUGCAGUUACCAUCCAAACGAGGUAAAGUUUUCGGAGCUCACACUCGACACUUUUAGGAUGCUACAAACUUUAGAGUGGGAACCGAGCGGUUCGUUUUAUCAGUCGAGCGUGGGUCCCACUAUUGUAACUGGAUCUGGCGUUACUCAAAAUGGAGUGUCUGGACAUAGUCGAGUCAAUCAGGAUAUAACCGAUCCGACUUUGCCACCUAAUCCAAGAAAAGCCAUCUUGUUUCGCCCAUGUGUCACACAUUUCCUAGCUGUCUUGGGGACAGUGUCCGAGGAGCUUCCUUCCGAUGGAAUUCUCUUAAUAUACCUUUCAGCAG
Messenger RNA from Erythranthe guttata (spotted monkey flower), 1191 nucleotides. NCBI's taxonomy places the organism in Eukaryota, Viridiplantae, Streptophyta, Magnoliopsida, Lamiales, Phrymaceae. The record is from RefSeq and is a predicted model, not a curated record.